AUGAUGAAUGAAUCUGUUCCAAGUGAAUUCCUCAUCUUGGGCUUCUCUGGUCUCCAGGAACUGCAGCUGUUACUUUUCUUUAUCUUUCUUGCCACAUAUAUAUGUACUCUGGUGGGGAACAUCUCCAUUCUCACUGUUGCUUGCCUGGACUCUCAGCUUCAUAUUCCCAUGUAUUUCUUCCUAGGAAAUCUCUCUUUUCUGGAUAUCUGUUAUACCACCACCAAUGUUCCUCAGAUACUAGUACACCUCAUGGCACAAAAGAAGAGUAUCACCUAUGCUGGAUGUGUAACUCAACUCUAUUUUUUUCUUUCUUUUGUGGGCACUGAAUGCAUCCUACUAGCUGCAAUGGCUUAUGAUCGCUUUGCAGCUAUUUGCCAUCCUUUGAACUACACUUCAAUUAUGAGAAGAGCCUUUUGUCUCCAAUUGUGUAGUGCCUGCUGGGCAAGUGGCUUUCUCAAUUCAGCUCUUCACACUUAUUUUACAUUCCGUCUGCCAUUCUGUGGAGCCAAUCACAUCAAUUAUUUCUUCUGUGAUAUUCCUCCCCUUCUAAUGCUUUCAUGUGGAGACAAAACCUUAAAUGAGAUCAUCUUAUUUGUAGUUGGGAUCUUCAUAGGAUGGAUUCCAUUUGUCUGCAUUCUUCUAUCCUACAUUUAUAUCAUCUCCACUAUCAUGAAGAUACAAUCCAAUGAAGGGAGGAUGAAAGCUUUCUCUACCUGUACCUCACACCUAACUAUAGUCAUCUUGUAUUAUGGAAGCUCCAUUUUCACCUAUGUCCGGCCAAUAUCAACAUACUCAAUGGAGAAAGACCGACUUAUUUCUAUCCUUUAUAGCAUUAUCACUCCCAUGUUAAACCCUUUGAUUUAUACCUUAAGAAACAAGGAGAUUAAGAAUGGCCUGAAAAAGAUUUUUCUCGGGAAACUUUAUUCAAAAUGUAUAAAAUAA
Messenger RNA from Thamnophis elegans (Western terrestrial garter snake), 942 nucleotides. Its product is annotated as olfactory receptor 5V1-like. Gene Ontology annotation, molecular function: G protein-coupled receptor activity; olfactory receptor activity. The transcript has a single exon. Bases 1 to 942 code for a protein of 313 amino acids. Gene Ontology annotation, biological process: G protein-coupled receptor signaling pathway. Gene Ontology annotation, cellular component: membrane. Lineage: Eukaryota; Metazoa; Chordata; Lepidosauria; Squamata; Natricidae. The record is from RefSeq and is a predicted model, not a curated record.